AGAGAUAAAUACGAACUGCCAAAACAGAAAUAUAUUUUACAAUCAUUUUAUAAUUUUUGAAUAUCAAGAUGCAAUCUGAUGGGUCUAUAGCCGAUCAUCACGUUUAUGUUAUACCAAGUAAAUUGAUCAAAACUACCGACGAUAUGCGGAGUUGGGAAAAAUCGGAAACUUAUUAUGAAUAUUUGGGUUUUAUCUAUACCCUUAACGAUUCCAUCAAAGGCAAGACCAUCGAACAGGCAACAGUUAAUGCUUCCAAUCAGAUAAAUAAGACAUGCGAAUUAUUAGAUAUAAUAGAGAUUUGGAUGCAGGAAUAUCCUCCAGUUGAACAUUGGGAAGAGAAAUGCAAUCCAGCAUUUAGAGAUUGGUACGAAAGAGUGAGACAACAAGCCAUUAAUUUACUUCAAAGUAUUAUACCAGAAGUUUUGCAUAGAGCAAUACCAGAAAUAAUGAUCUAUUUUGUGGAAGGCUUCGGUAAUUCUACAACGGUUGAAUAUGGAACCAUUCAUGAACUAUCGUUUCUUUUAUUUUUAUGUUCUCUUUUUAAAAUUGGAUAUUUGAAACCGUCCGAUGUAUCAGCAGCAGCCUGCAAAGUACUUUUAAGGUACCUGAAAUUGACUCGAAAGUUACAAAUGACUUACCAGAUGGAACCAUUUGGAAGCGAGGGGGUGUGGAGUCUAGACGAUUAUCAAUUUGUACCCUUUAUUUGGGGAAGUUCCCAAUUAAUUGAUACCGCAUUAUUGAGCCCUUCCAGUUUCCUUAAAGAAGCAAUUGUUCACAGAUAUUCGUCCAAAUAUAUGUUUUUUAAUUGCAUUGAGCAUAUCAACAGGAUAAAAUCUGGUCCCUUUGCUGAACACUCAAACCAAUUAUGGAACGCCAGUGGGCUUUCAUCUUGGGCUACAGUUAAUUCUAGUCUUAUAAGAAUGUAUCGGGAAGCAGUUUUAAGCAAAUUUGAUUUAGUUCAACAUAUAAAUUUUGGAUCGGUGUUCACUCUUAAUCCAGCUGAACCAGGUUCGAGUAUCAGAAGACCAAAGGCAAGUAUAGCAACUCUACAUAAAUCUUUGGCAAACGUGGAAUUUACCGGACGUGGAAUAAGGAGUCUAAUAUCUGCAGAUAUACGCAGCGACGUAACAGGGGCUGCAGGAAAAUCUAGUAAUGCGAGCAGCUUUAGUCGAGAUUAUGAUAGAUUAUCCGAGGUGAAUAAAAAAGGUCAUCAAGAUUCAAAAUUAUCCGAUGAGAAACAUUUUAAAGAAGAUGAUUUAACAAGCGAGAACCUACAAAAAACUCCACAGACAUCUUUUGACAAAGAUUCUAUGUUCAAAGAAGAUACAAAUUUGGAUAAAGCGAAUGCUGAUUUUAACACUCGUAGAAGUAAAAAUGCUUCAGUAACCAUAGUCCUUGAUACUGAGUAUGAUGAAAUAUAAGAGAUUAGUCAAAAAGAGACGAAGAUAUAUUUUAAUAAUUUAUUAAAUUGAAAUGUAAUUAUUUUCAUGGUGAAUAAAAUGUAUUAUUCCUUU
This is a messenger RNA of Diabrotica balteata, 1514 nucleotides long. Lineage: Eukaryota; Metazoa; Arthropoda; Insecta; Coleoptera; Chrysomelidae. The record is from the annotation of a GenBank genome assembly.